This is a messenger RNA of Alligator sinensis (Chinese alligator), 3570 nucleotides long. Its product is annotated as killer cell lectin-like receptor subfamily B member 1B allele C. The transcript has 9 exons. Bases 1838 to 2686 code for a protein of 282 amino acids. The record is from RefSeq and is a predicted model, not a curated record. Lineage: Eukaryota; Metazoa; Chordata; Crocodylia; Alligatoridae.
GCCCGCAGUCAGCUGCUUUGUGCGGUGUGUUGUGGGAGCGACGCGCACCAAAAUAUAGUCUCCCAUGUGGAUCCGCGCUCCUCGCUCGUUGUCUGCAACACGAGUUGCUGUCGUCGCCAGCCCCAUGAUGGUAACGUGUGCCACCGCCUUGUGCUUGUGUGCACUGUCUGCUGUUGGCGAGUACCAAAAUUGGCUUAUAAAGGUGGGAGAAAUGGGUCUGGGGGCAGUUGCAGGACAUGAACGACGUGUGCCCCUGGAGGCUAGGUGGGGGGGCAUGGUGACUGCCCGUACGUGGUGGCAGCAGGGGCAUGGUGGCGGUGAGCGGGGAGCUGCAAUGGUGUCGGUGGCAGGGGCGCGGCGAGUGCGGAGCUCCCACAGGUGGCCACAGCAGUGUUGGUGGGGGGGGGGGUGGCAAGUAGUGACCGCCCGCAGGCACCGCCAGCAGUGUCGGUGGCGCUUCUCUCAGGAGGUGCACUGCCAAUCUCGGGGUGGGCAUGCACCCAUGUGCACCCGCUACACAUCUCCAAUGGCUGAACCUACGUAAAGCUCAAAUGACCAAAUGACAAUACCAGUACAUCUUGCACAAGAAUGAAAGAUAGUGACUGGGGCCGUGCAAAAUGAAGCAAUCACAGUUGACCCCAUCUCCCGUGCUGGUUUCAGAUACACCCGACGUUUAACUGUGUCAACUGCCCUUCCUUAGGUGACUGUCUCUUUCCUUAUUGAUAUGUCCUUCCCUGAUCCGUUCAUAUUUCCCGAGGCAGACAAUGUCUGUUUGGGGUUUUUGAUCUAUCUCCAGUCAAGGAUAUUUUGGGUUCUGUCCCACUUUUAAAACAACACCCCAAACCGUGCCUCGUAACCAAUGUCCCAAGGUGUCCUAUUCGGUCAAUCAAGCCCCUUCUCAGUUAAUUAACUUGCAACCUCCGGGCCAAUCAAGAGCUUGCAAAAGUAAGUUUCUCAACCGGACAAACCAAACAGGAUCCAAGCGGCUAACAAUUGUGACAUGUAAUCAGAAGAUGAUGACCCUUCCCCAUCUCUUUGUUUGGACUUUAAUCGUCAAGCUACCAGGAAAGCAUGCUUUGAAGGCACACAGCUGGGAGUGCAAGAAAGAAACGGAGCUAGUGGCAAAGCGCGCUCCAAGAGAGAGGGUGAAAUCACUCACUGCAGCAUCGCAACCUUAGGCCCAGAUGAUUGUCCUGGCUGACAGAUCCACGCCUGGCGAAGGCUGUAAAGACUGAGACCGGCUCCUGCCUGUAUUGUUGGACUUGGUAGUUGGUGCAUGGGCUCGCAACCAGGCCUCUUGUCCCUGAUCCACAGAUGGAAGCAGCAGGUUCAAUUCUCUCUUCUGCGCUGGGGGUCAAUGAGGAAAAAAGGCAUCCUCCCUCCUCAUCCGACUAGGAAAUUUGCACUCUCUGCUGCUGCUGUAGUUUCACGGGGUAGGUGGGCUGAGGAAAUGGGCAGGGUUGACUCCAGGGUGAAGAAAGGAAGAUAAUCCCCCAUCCCCAAAAGUCCUUAUCCAUACAGAAAAGAGCUGGGGAGAGGCAGCGAGGGAGGGCAGGGGCAGCAGAGUCUAAAGAGUUAAAAGCCCCAGCACCCACAGCCUGUGGAGAAUGGGAGGAAGGCUGAUUCCUGCUCUUCAGCGUGCUGGAGAAGUCAGUUCCUUCAGUGUGACCCAAAAUGUGCUGAUUUCAUAGACAACUCCCACACCCUGAAAGCAAAAGCAGAAAGAUCUUCAAGUUUUGAUUUCCUUCCGGUGGGGCUUCAAGACCUGUUGAACAGCAAAGGAAACCACAGACCAGAAGUGGGAGAGAGCUGGCCCAGUCCUGGCAGAUGCUGUGUCAUGACCAUGGGUGCAGCUCUUCCUGCCUCACCGAGCAAUUGCCUCCCUAAUGCUUUUAGGGAGUCAGAGCUCGCAGGCACUCUCCCUUGGCGUGGGGCGGCUAUGGCUGGGGACAUCGUCUAUGCCGAUAUCCACGUCCCUGCGGAGUCGCUCACUGCUCACCAGGCCCCUGCCACUGCGUCCCAUGAUCUCCAUCCACCUCCAAGCCAAUGUAGGCUCCUUCUGAAACUGUCUUUGGCUGGCAACUUUCUCCUGGCACUGGUGGUGACGGUGCUGAGCAUGAAAGUUUUGCAGGGUCCCUCUCAGGAGGCAGCAGGUGAUACCACCCCCUCAACAGUCUCUGGGAGCGGCAGCAUCGCUUGGGGACUCAGUGGACACGGGUGCAGUCCUGGCCUGGAGGAUUUGGUGUCUCGCCUGCAGAGGAGCCUGUGUGGCCCCAACCAGCUCCGCUCAUCAGGGGGCACCAGCUGCAGACUCUGCCCCAUGAACUGGCUGCAGCACAAUGGAAAGUGCUACUGGUUUUCUCAAGAGGCCCAGUCCUGGCACGAGAGCCAUAAGGACUGUGCAGCGAAGAACUCGGAAAUGCUGGUGGCCCCACACCUGGAUGAGAUGGAGCUCGUGCACAAUGUCACACAGGGGCAGUAUCCUGUCUGGAUUGGAGUCCGUGUCGUAUCCCCCAUGGAAGAGUGGGUUUGGGUGAAUGGCUCCACAUUGGACCAAGAUCUGUUCCCGCUGCCAGGACCUGCUGAUGGUAACAGCUGUGGGAUGUUAAAGGGGGAUCAGACUAAAUCUGAAGUUUGCACUGCUGAGUUCAAAUGGGUUUGCUGGAAGGAAAGCAUCCCGCUGUGAGCCGGGGCACGGCGGCUCCUCCUUCCCACAACAGAAGAAGAGCUGCCCGGAGCAUCAGCCCCCGAGCCGAACAAGGCUAGGGCAAGAUUAAAAAAACAAAAAACAAAAAGGGGAUCAGAGCUUUCUCUGGAUCACAAGAAGGCCCAGAGCUGUAAUCAAUUCUGAUAUCAUUUCUGGCAAGGUCCCAAAUCUCGUUGCUUUGUAGGUGCCUGGUGCUUAGGCCAAGAGCUAAUGGGUCUCAGCCCUGUUGUUGCAUGGUCCAUGUAUUUGCCUCAGACAUCACUCAUGGGCAGUAACCCAGGUCAAUCUGUGCAGCUCCUUAUCUGGGCUGGUGCUCAGAGUCAGCCAUCAGUUGUGAGGCUGUGUGCUCCAGCGCUAUAAUCCCAGCCCUGGGCAUCGUUGCAGUGCAGCUGCGUAUCCAAGUCACUUCUAGUGCGCUUAAAUGCACCGACCAGCGUGGCACGGGUUUCCUGUGCUGCUUCUGUCUUCCCUUCUCUUCCCCACAAUCCUGCUGCUGCCCAAGGAGUGUGUGGAUCAGCUUCCCCUUCCCCAGACAUAGUCAGACACAUGUCCCUUCUCACUGGGCUGGCACAAGGACUGAUCCCAUCUUGUCCCAGCCAUAGCAAACUUGCCCAGGUUGUGCUCUGACUCCUGGGGAGAGACCCAGAGCAAUGGCCUGCAGGGAGACAACCCCUGCCCCGGCUAUGAUCGGGGCCCCAUUGUGCCAAGCACUGCGCUGAGACCUGGACAGAGGGUCCUCCGUGUCGCUUGCUGCUGUGCGCCGUGCAGGAGGCGCCUCACCCGCUUGGCCAGACUCCUUGUGCGCUUGUUUGAAAAAAUAGCCUCAUAAAAAACAUUAUUUAUUUUACCACAAAAUAACCCCC